AUGUACCAGAAUGAACAACUAGCUGUUUUCUUGCGUUAUGUGGAUAAGAAAGGAAGGACAGUUGUGAGAUUUCUUGGUCUUGCCCAUGUUGAAGACACUUCCUCUUUGACACUUAAAGCUGCAAUUGAGGACAUGCUUAUGACAUACAAUUUGAGCUUUGCAAUGGUCCGUGGGCAAGGAUAUGAUGGGGCUAGUAAUAUGAAAGGUAAUGCUAAUGGCCUGAAGAAACUAAUUAUGGAUGAGUCUCCUUAUGCCUAUUAUGUCCAUUGCUUUGCCCAUCAACUACAAUUAACUCUUGUUGCUGUUGCAAAGGAGAGUGGUGAUUGUAAUUGGUUAUUUCAACAUCUGGCAUGUUUGCUAAAUGUUCUACGCUAUUCUUGUAAAAAGAUGAGAAUGCUUCGAAUAGCUCAAGCUGAGGAACUUAUUGCUGCAUUAGAGUUGGAAGAAGUAGAAACAGGGACGGAUUUGAAUCAAGAAAUGGGUAUUGGAAGGCCAUGUGAUACUCGUUGGGUCUCUCACUACAAGACUGUCAACCAUGUUAUCUCUAUGUAUCCGGCAAUAAGGCGUGUUCUCAUAAGGGUUGCAAAAGAGUAUAAUGGCACAGAGGUAGUAGCAGCCAUGACUAUGUUGACAUCAUUUUGGACAUUUGAAUUUGUUUUCAUGGCACACUUGAUGCAAGAAAUAUUUGAAUACACCGAUGACUUGAGUAGAGCUUUGCAAAAGAAAGAUCAAGAUAUUGUUAAUGCUAUGGAGAUUGUUGAUCUCACAAAGCUGCACUUGCAAUGCUUGCGAGAAGAUGAAGGGUGGAAUGAUUUUCUUCAGAAUGUCACUUCUUUUUGUGUAAAGCACAAGAUCAAAGUUGUUGACACGGAGGCUCCUUACUAUCCUGCUAGGAGACCAAGAAGAGGGUUCUUCAAUGGCGCAAAGAAUUACCAACUCUUCAAGGUUGAAAUGUUUGUGGGUGUCAUUGAUAGGCAACUUCAAGAGCUGAAUGCAAGAUUCUUCAAGAGCAUUCAGUCCACGUGA
Messenger RNA from Aegilops tauschii subsp. strangulata, 1026 nucleotides. NCBI's taxonomy places the organism in Eukaryota, Viridiplantae, Streptophyta, Magnoliopsida, Poales, Poaceae. The record is from RefSeq and is a predicted model, not a curated record.